This is a messenger RNA of Aspergillus sclerotioniger CBS 115572, 1278 nucleotides long. RefSeq lists its product as uncharacterized. The transcript has 5 exons. NCBI's taxonomy places the organism in Eukaryota, Fungi, Ascomycota, Eurotiomycetes, Eurotiales, Aspergillaceae. The record is from RefSeq and is a predicted model, not a curated record. The coding region runs from base 198 to 1097 and encodes 299 amino acids.
AAUCAGCCAGCCGCUCGCUUCGCACUGUUCUUGAUCGACUUGUGCAGUGGGAACUCACCUGGAAUGAUGCCAUUGCUCUGGACCCUACACGUUGAUCAGCUUCUGGGGUUCCGCACGAUCGUCGCUCGUCAGUCACCCGCCACAUUGCAGUGCACAGCAGAAGGCGGGCCGUUGCUACUUAACCCCUUGCGUCUGCCAUGAGCCCCCCAGGCUCCCACUAUGAAGCGGAGGACUGGCCUCUUCCGCUAUCCGUGUCUCGACCAGAAAGCACAAUCUCUUCUUCUACCAACUCUUCCACUCCUAGCUUUGGCACCUCGCCUCCAUACCCUCCUCCCCUCAGUCGCACUGCAUCCUCGAUCGGGUCCCGGUCGAGACAGGCUUCGUGCUUCUCCUUGUACGACGGCAUUUGCCGCCUACCACUAAAUAGUUCCGUGACCAUAUCCUUCGUCCGGAGUAACAAGCUCUUUAAAUUACGUUACACCUACAUCGAUAUCCGCAAAGAUGCCACGGGCAGUUUAAAAUGUCUUGAAUUGGGUGGGGGGCCGGGUCAACAGACCCCUUUAGUUCACACGUUCAACGACACGAAGCUUCCAGUUCCUCACCUCGAGCAUCCUAAACUCCCGAAUGAGCCAUCGCUUCGCAUCUCCUUUAUGGAAGAACAAACUGUUCAAUCAGCCCAAACAGUAUUUCUGACGCAGAUUUCCUAUACCUUUGAAGAAUGGAGGGAUUGCGUGCAAUUUCAGGAACUAAUCCUGGGCUCGAGAUUGGUCUUCAUUGCGGGCAUUGCAGAGGCUAAAUCAAAAGGAAGAGGAGAGGAGUGCAUAAGCCAGAACCUACGCAUCCUACGUGGUCAUAACGGGAAACAAGUCCUUUUAUUUUUUGCCAACUCACAGCGAAAAGAAUUGAAGCGCUAUGUGUCCAUACCGGUUACCUGCAUCGGCAGCUUUAAUCCGGGAAAAAAGGCGGGAAAGCCAGUGGUUCUCCAGUUACAACCCAACUUCGACAUCCUUUCGGAGAUGAAGACGUUAUCCAUCCAGUUUCUCGAUGACUCGGACCGGAAAGAAUUCUGCCAGUUUCUAACAGAGCACACCACAUAAUAAUACCCCCAUAGAUUCAGAUACGAUACCCAUUGCAACGGACUGAAGUUGGCACGCAUCUAAUACAUCGUGGAGCGAUUCUGAUUACUCAAAAUUGCAGCAGGAGUUCGGGUGGCGUUGGCGAGGUACUCUGCACUUUUGUUUUCCGCCUCGAGCCAGUCGCUCAGUACUAUACCCCUAU